Messenger RNA from Zerene cesonia (dogface butterfly), 6414 nucleotides. RefSeq lists its product as uncharacterized. NCBI's taxonomy places the organism in Eukaryota, Metazoa, Arthropoda, Insecta, Lepidoptera, Pieridae. The coding region runs from base 710 to 4240 and encodes 1176 amino acids. Gene Ontology annotation, molecular function: molecular adaptor activity. Gene Ontology annotation, biological process: signaling. Gene Ontology annotation, cellular component: glutamatergic synapse; postsynaptic specialization. The record is from RefSeq and is a predicted model, not a curated record. The transcript is spliced from 8 exons.
AGGGAAACACAUACUCCGUGUGACACUUUCUCAUUUAAAGUAUUCUCAGUAAAAAAAUUAAAUGUUACAUAUCGCUAUUCGUAAGGAUUGUACACGUAGCCUAAGUAUCAAGUGUUAGCAAAUAAAUUAUUACUAAUAUCUAAGAUUCGUAGACGGACGAACGAAAAUAAAAUAACCACGACGGUUGCAUUUCUCGCGAUGUGCAUCCAGCCAUUUUUGUUUUGGGAUUCUAAUUUUGAACGUGGCCACGCGCCAGUCUCGGCGCGUGCGCUCCCCAUCGCGCAUUAUUCGAUCACGAAUUCUUUUUUUUGAAAAGUAAAAUUCGAUUUAUGUACGUUUAAAUAAUACAUAAUCUAUGCUUUUUACGUUUCGUUUGUGUAAAUAAACAGUUAUCUAACUGAUGUAUGUAGUGAUAGUUUGGUAUGAUAUUUUUUGGGUUCAUCCUUCUUUUUUUGUAAAUAACUGUGUGUUACGGGUGCCUAUUUUUAAAGCUUGUUAUAGUUGAAUCCAUAGAUAUCUAUAACUUUUUAAUUAGGAGCCCUAACAGAGUCCCGUGCCGGCCAAAGACAGAGCGUUCCAAAUUUAAACCCGAUACUAAAAUCAAAUUAGAAGUUGGUAGUCGACUGUACUUUCGAAUGUGCGUAUCAUUUGAAUUAGUUAUUAUAAGGACCAUAGACAGUGAUUUGUUUUUUAGUUGUGUUAUUUGACAAUGGGGAAAAAGAAGAAACAUAAUGGAAGAAAAGGCGGGAACAGAUUCUUUCGGUGGAUAAAGAGCGACUUGCCUGAUGAGGAAGACAAAAAGUCGCCGGUACUACUUCUAGGUGUUAAUAAAAUAACCGAAUCGCCGUCAUUCGUGAGGAGAAGAACAACCGAUCCUCAUGCCACUGGCUCGAUUAGAUUCUUCCGACCACCGAAAUCGAAAUACACGCGGGGCUUAAAUGGCGACGAGCGGCUGGAGAAGAUUAGACAGGACCUCCUCGUCCACAAACACAAGCCCGACACGUACAUUCCAACAACAAGUCAAAAUAUUCACGUGGAGUCCGAUACAAAGAGGCCAUGCGUUAAACUGAGCUGUAUAGGCAAUUGCAUCUGCGAUAGAAAACAAUCGUCCUCCAAUCGAGGCUCCUUCUCUUUCCACCGACCAGACAACCGCCAAUCCUCUCUAUGUCCAUCAGAAGCGUAUAGGAAACCUGACGAUAGAGAUUCAGAUCAUUCAGAGCGAGAUAUAGAGUUUAAAUAUACAGAGCACAUUCCAGAAAAUCAACCGUCUAGUAGCAAGCAGAAUUCCUAUAACGUUACGCCCAAAUCCACUGAAAGAAGAAGUGUUUUGCUCUCUAAUCUCAAUGAGAGAUUUCGUAAAACUCUCAGCUUGGAUUCGCGGAAAAUUGAAACCAACCGCGUGCCAUUGAGUCUACCUAAAGAAUCUAGACCAAAAUCAUUAGUCAACACAAGCAACAUCUGUGUUCAGCAAUACAGCUCAAGAGACCCCUUUAUUGCGUCGAAUUUUGAUAAGUCCAGCCGGCCAAAGAAAAAACGGAAGUCUUUCUUCUCUUUGGAUACUUUUUUCGAUUCCAAGAAAUCGGAUACGUCAUCUAUUGACGACUACUGUUCGUCCAAAUAUAAGAGAUUUGAACUUGAGAGCGAUGAUUCUCCAUUAUUCAAACGGGACAGAGAGAAAACACCGGAUCUACUGAAUUUGCCACUUAUUAUUGAUUCUGUGCGAAAAAAGCAAUCGGAUACACGACGUCAAUUAGAGAAGCUAGAGACUCAUUAUUACAAAAGUCUUAAUAAACCGCAGACAGUUAUAGAUGCUGUACCAGCGGAUGCGACUGACGAACAUGGUUUAAACGGACAUUCCAAUCACCUAUUCGUAUAUGACGAUGACGUUGAAUACAUUGAACCUAUACGAAGUAAUUUUACAAGUCAGAGCACAUUAAUAUUAGACAAGACUGGCGAUACAUUGAAACCUGAUUCCAUAUUAACCAUUAACACUGAUGAGACUGAUAUAAGACUACCAAGUUCUACUGUUUCGCCAAAGUCUAACGAAGUGCGCAUAGAACACGACCUAGAUAGCAUAGGCCCGUACGAGAUAGAGGUUAAACCGACCGACCUUUUAAAGAAUAGCUCAAAGAAAUUGGUUGUGAAAGUAAUGGAUAAGUCCGUGGACUCUAUUGGCAGUUGCUCGCUGGACGUCGACGCCAGCACCGAUUUUUCAGAUACCACAUCAGGAAGCCUGAAUCUCUUAACACCAUCGUCAACUACUAGUCGGAUAAAGGAAUUCACAUCGCGAAUACAGGAAAGGGCUGGUUCCCUUCAACCAAAUCUCACUCCGACGCCACUCUCACCGCCCAGAACUCCAGAAGAUUCGACGCCAACGCCAAAACAUCAAGCUCACAAAUCAGAAAACCUCUUAAAACCGCCUCCAAAGAUCCUCGUAGACUCGUCCAGUCACAGAUCGCGAAGUCAUCACAAGAAACGCGACGAUCCACCGCAAAAGAAACCCAGCUACUUAAACUUGGCAUGCUCCGUCAAUGGUUACACGAAUCUCACGACAUACGAUUCAAAACUACGCCAGGACAUCAAUAAGAGCCGCGAGGCGUCACCCAUCAGGCCCAUAACGCACACGUACCAGUACAGGAGCGAAAAUAACUCGCUUCUCGUGCCCGUACCUGUCAGCGCUAACAAACUGCUGGUGCCGACGUUCGUUCCUCAUGAUACUCGGACGAAUUUGACACCAAAAGCGCCUUCAAAGGCGCACACGGAUCCAUAUAUAGCUACGCCCUCCCAUGCUUUUAUGGCUGCUGAGAAUAAGCAGUUGAAGAACGACUUCUUGGGACCAACAAUGACUACCACCAGUCGUUCGUAUAUAUCGACUGAGAGCAAAAACUUUGCGUCCUCAAUGCUUCAGAAGGAUGAAGUGGAUAAUGCUAAAGAAGUAGCCUUUAAAUCUAGUUAUUCGGAAUCAAAUUUUAGACAAACUGUAACAACGAAUGGCAAGGAGAGUAGAUUUAGUUCUGAAUCGUAUACUAUAUCGUCCAACGAAGUAUCGAAAAGGGUGGAGAUAACUAAGGAAAAUGGGGAACAGUUAACUAGUCCUAUGAAGAGUUUCAUACAGCAACGCGUGGAGCGUCUGUACGGACCGGGCGCGCUGGCGCAAGGUUUCUUCAAUCAGAAGCGGCACAAAUUGAAAAGCUCCAGCGAGGACGAUGAGGCCAAAGUCCUCACGGAGAAAUCUCUCAAUUGCCAGAGUGACAGGUUCGUGUCUCCGCGGAGGUCGGACGAAAGUUUCGACAGCGAAAACAACAGCCCAACGAAAGAGGACUCGACCGUUCUACCGGUCCUUAGGCAUUUGCGGCCAGAGUUUCGCGCGCAAUUACCAGUGCUGUCGCCCAGGAAGAGUAAGGCCGAUUUGUCCCCACAGAAAUCGGACAUUCCUCAAGAAAAGACUGAUGAAACGGUUAGUGAAGUGGCAAACGGUGAUACUGUGAUAAUAGACGAUGUUAAAUCGAACGGUGUGAAUGGUGUGGGGUCGAGUAACGGGGAGGUUGUUAAGGACGCGUAUUAUUUCAUCGAUCUGGAGAAGAAGGAAACCGAGAGGCUGAUCGCACUGGCUGUUGGAGCUGAGAAGGAAUUGGAAAGCUUACAGUUACAGAACCAAGAGAAUAUCAGCGAGGAAGUGUUGGGGUUGCUCCGAGCGGCGUCAGGCAAGGCUAGGUUGCUGGCCACGCAGAAAAUGCAACAGUUUGAGGGUCUAUGCUACAACAAUAUCAACGAGCGCGGCGACGAGCCCUUCCCCACCACGCUGGAGGACCUGCAGGGCUUCUGGGACAUGGUCUGUCUGCAAGUCAGGAAUGUGGACGCCCUGUACGCCCAUAUCGACGCGCUGAAAGCUAACAAUUGGCAGGAGAUAGCCGCACCAGUAACGAAACCCACAAGCUCGCCAGCCAGAGGCAAAGUGGUGCGCACUCCGCAGGUGAAGAACGAGAAAGCAAGAUUGGCUGCGGAGAAGAGGGAGGCUGACAGGAAGGCCAUGUUGGAGCACCGCAGGCGUGUAGCGAGAGAGCGGCAACUGGCCGCGCGUGCGACGGUCGCCGGUCAGAGCCAAGAGCGGGACAACGAUAUGGCUGUGGAAGGGAGUCAGGAGGUCGAGAUAUUCGUCGGUAAAAGCGCGCCAAAAGUGCUGCCGAAAGGCGAUUCGCUGAGCGCGAACCAAUCCGAUGCGUCGCUAGAACAAAGCUGAUCUUAAUACCUUAUAUUCUGCUUAUGUUAUAUGGCUUUUUGAUAUAAUUAUGAAUAUGUACUAUAAUCGACAAUAGAUAUAUAGCUAGAUAGAUACACGUAUUUAUUGGAAUUAAUGUCUAUGCGUAUAUGGAAAAUUUCGUCGCGCUUUUGUAAUCGUAAAAAAUUUUUGAACGUUUGUAGGUCUGCGAGUGCCUCCUAAAGGUAAUAACAUGUAUGGAGUGAUAUAGUAUCGUAUUAGAUGCAAUAUUGGAUGUUAGAUAUCAAUGAACUAUUGGAAAAUGUAGCUUUGAAAAAUAAUAAUAAAGUAAAGAGUACUUCUUGUGUCUACAUACAGCUUGAAUAAAUUGCCAUUAUUUCACAAUCGACUUCAAAAAAAGAGGAGGUUAUCAAUUUGACUGCAUUUUAUUUUUUGGCUUGUUACCUCAAAGUCUUCGACUAGUGAACCGAUUUUGAUGAUUCUUUAAUCAUUUUUGUAAUAAUACAUUCAUCGUCAUUAUUAGAUUAUGUACCUACUCGAAAAUUUUUACUUAAAAAAUUAACAGUUUCAUUAACAGUCAUACAAAAGUAUUAUAAUUAUUAAAAGCCAUAUAUAUAAGGUUGUUAUAUAUAUAUUUAUAGUGUAUCCAACGCUUCAGUGAGAGUAAAGUGACAUAGUGGAAUGUGUUAUAGUGUGAAGUGAAAUUUGAGAAUGCUACAAUAAUGUGAAUGUGAAAAUGGUUUUAUUUUAGUUUCGGUAGUGUGGAAAUUUAAUUUAAUUCUAUUAUAUGCAGUUAUUGUAUUUUUUAUGUGAUUUGCUCAACAAAUGUUAUGCUGUAUUGUUAAAUUAUUGAUGUGAACUAUAAAAAUUGUAUGCGUAGAUGAUUAAUUGUUAAACACCGAUAAAAAUUAAUCAUAAAACGGUAUGGAGAGAUAAAUUUCCUCUUUUGGACGAAGAAAAGGUGUUUGAUGCAAAAUUUGUUAAGGUAUAUUGAUAUAUAUUAGGUAACUAUGAAAUUUAUGAACUUAUUAAUACAAAUAUAUAUUGAAAUCAUUUCUAUUUUAAUAAAAUUUGCCAACAAUAACUUAUUACUGUGACUUAAGUAAAUAUAAUUGAGUCAUACGUUAUAUAUUGAUUUUUUUAUGGUACUACUAAAUUGAUUGACAUACAAACAAACAAACAAUCAUGAUAAUCUAUUCUCUAUUUAUUAUAGUUUGUUACAAUACGCAACUGAUCUGAAACCAUAUUCACAUCACACAAUUGUUUGUAUUAUAAUAAUUAACAACAUUUUGGCCGAUGGUAUCUGAUAUACUUUACAAUAUUUAUAUUUAUAAAUUUAUCAAUAAAUAAAAUAUAUCAAUUUUUUAUUAUAAACAAAAAUCAUGUAAUUCUUCAUUAGACUUGAUACAUUUUUCUUAAUAAUUAAGUAUAUUUAUAAACACUAAUUUUACUUAAUAAGUAUUUUUUAUUUGAAUGUAGUGAAUGACACAUUCUGCUUUGUAGCUACAUUUGUAUGAAAAAUCUUAUAAUUGUUUUUUUUUAUUUAAAUUUGUAAAACUCACGAAAUAUCUUUUGCUGUUUAUAAUUAUUACUUAGUUCAAAUAUAUAUGAGCUUUCUUUUUGUACAAUAACAUGACAAUCUGAUCUUUAUACUAUGUACAUCAUUUAUAUGUUAAAUUGUUAAAUCAUCAAACAGAUGCCAAAAUAUAAAAUAGAAAUUCGAUGUUUAAAAAUAUUUGUAACACUUAUAACUAUGAAAGUAGCACAAAACAGCAUAAUAAUCUCAAAUUUGGCUAAUUUAGUAUUUAGGGCUUCAAUGUAAUAUAUAAAUGAGCUUGUUUUAAGGUUUUCCUACGAACAUAUUAGUUAUUUGUUUGAUAUCUCGAUGAAAUUGUCCAUUUCUUAAAUUAAUUAGUUUGUUUGUCUGUGACUCAUAAUUGAUGGAAUGCAUUAUUGUUCACAAAUCAGGGAAUAUAUAUCAUCGACUGGUGAUAAAGAGUUAAUUAUUAAGAUACGUUUUAUUGGAGUUAUGCUAAUGUGUUAUAAUACUGAGGCCCAGUUUCACAACUUGUUGAUAGCCUAUUUGACACUUACGUAUAUUUUCAUUCAUUAUUAAUUGUCGUUCUAAGUGACAGAUAAGCUAAUCAAAAGUUAUCCAGAAGUGGUGAUACUGGUAUUAAUCUUGAAUCAUAACA